Molecule: messenger RNA, 3619 nt
Organism: Carlito syrichta (Philippine tarsier)
Lineage: Eukaryota; Metazoa; Chordata; Mammalia; Primates; Tarsiidae
Gene: VARS2
Product: valyl-tRNA synthetase 2, mitochondrial
Exons: 30
Coding region: 169-3363 (1064 amino acids)
Biological process (GO): valyl-tRNA aminoacylation
Cellular component (GO): cytosol
Molecular function (GO): valine-tRNA ligase activity; aminoacyl-tRNA deacylase activity; ATP binding
Source: RefSeq, a predicted model, not a curated record
AGCUGCUGCGCUUGCGCCGGGCGGGCCCCGCCCCCACUGCGUUGCGUGGACUGCGGGGCGGGCCACGUUCCAGGGUCGGCUUUCUAGUUCCCCCAGCCCUUGCCGCCGCGGGGCGCCAUGGGAUAGCGGCAGGGCAGCCGGAUCUCGGCCCUUUCCCAAACGUGCCUGAUGCCUCAUUUGCCUCUGGCCUCUUUUCGACCAUCACUUUGGGUGCUGAGGCCCUCACCAGGCCUCCUCAGAUCCCAUCCCCUUUCUACACAGUCAGAGCCCCAUGGAUCUCCCAUCUCUCAGAGGAACCGUGAAGCCAAACAGAAGCGCCUGCGAGAAAAACAGGCGGCGCUGGAGGCUGGGCUUGCCAGGAAGAGCAAGUCACCUGCAGAAUCCAGGAAGACCUGGAGUCCUAAGGAGGUAGUAUUGUAUGAAAUUCCUACAGAACCUGGUGAAAAGAAAGAUGUCUCUGGACCCCUGCCUCCUGCAUACAGCCCCCGGUAUGUUGAGGCUGCCUGGUACCCGUGGUGGGUGCGAGAGGGCUUCUUCAAGCCAGAAUAUCAGGCCCAGCUGCCCCAGGCCACAGGGGAGACCUUUUCCAUGUGUAUCCCACCUCCUAAUGUUACUGGCUCUCUGCACAUUGGUCAUGCACUCACGGUAGCCAUACAGGAUGCCCUUGUGCGCUGGCACCGGAUGCGUGGGGAUCAAGUGUUGUGGGUCCCGGGCUCCGAUCAUGCAGGAAUAGCUACACAAGCUGUGGUGGAGAAACAAUUAUGGAAGGAGCGGGGAGUCAGGAGGCAUGAGCUGAGCCGGAAGGACUUCCUUAGGGAGGUGUGGCAGUGGAAGGAAGUGAAAGGUGGAGAGAUCUAUGAGCAGCUGCGAGCUCUGGGUGCCUCACUGGACUGGGAUCGAGAGUGUUUUACCAUGGAUGCUGGCUCCUCAAUGGCUGUCACUGAAGCUUUCGUGCGACUCUACAAGGCGGGGUUGUUGUACCGGAAUCGUCAGCUUGUCAACUGGUCAUGUGCUUUAAGAUCAGCCAUCUCGGACAUUGAGGUAGAGAGCCGGCCCCUGCCUGGCCGCACAGAACUUCGACUGCCUGGCUGCCCCACCCCUGUGUCUUUUGGCCUCAUGGUUUCUGUUGCUUUCCCCGUGGAUGGAGAGCCUGAUGCAGAGGUUGUGGUAGGAACCACGAGGCCAGAGACGCUGCCUGGAGAUGUGGCUGUGGCUGUUCAUCCUGAUGAUCCCCGAUACACACAUCUACAUGGGCGGUGGCUUCAUCACCCCUUGACAGGGAAGCUUCUCCCUCUCAUCACAGACCCUGCUGUUCAGCCACAUGUGGGCACAGGGGCAGUGAAGGUGACGCCAGCUCAUAGUCCUGCCGAUGCUGAGAUUGGGGCCCGACACGGCUUGAGCCCCCUGAAUGUUAUUGCAGAGGAUGGGACCAUGACUUCCUUCUGUGGGGACUGGCUGCAGGGUCUUAACCGGUUCAUAGCCCGGGAAAAGAUAAUGUCUGCACUGAGGGAACGGGGCCUGUUCCGGGGCCUCCAAAACCAACCCAUGGUCCUGCCCAUCUGCAGUCGUUCCGGGGACGUGGUAGAAUACCUGCUGAAGAGCCAGUGGUUUGUCCGCUGCCGGGAAAUGGGGCACCGAGCUGCCCAGGCUGUAGAGUCAGGGGCUCUGGAGCUCAGUCCGUUCUUUCACCAGAAGAGCUGGCAGCACUGGUUUUCCCACAUCGGGGACUGGUGUGUCUCCCGGCAGUUGUGGUGGGGCCAUCAGAUUCCAGCCUACCUGGUCGUGGAGGAGCACGUGCAGGGGGACAGGGAGGACUGUUGGGUAGUUGGACGAUCAGAGGCUGAGGCCAGAGAGGUAGCGGCAAAGCUGACGGGGAGGCCAGGGGUGAAACUAACCCUGGAGAGGGACCCUGAUGUCUUGGACACAUGGUUCUCUUCAGCCCUGUUCCCCUUUUCUGCCUUGGGCUGGCCUCAACAGACCCCAGAUCUUGCCCGUUACUACCCCCUGUCUCUUUUGGAAACUGGCAGCGACCUCCUGUUAUUCUGGGUGGGCCGCAUGGUCAUGUUGGGGACCCAGCUCACGGGGCAACUUCCCUUCAGCAAGGUGCUUCUUCAUUCCAUGGUUCGGGACAGGCAGGGCCGGAAGAUGAGCAAGUCUCUGGGCAAUGUGCUGGACCCACGGGACAUCAUCAGUGGGGUGGAACUGCAGGUGCUCCAGGAGAAGCUGAGGAGUGGGAACUUGGACCCCACAGAGCUGGCCAUUGCAGCUGCAGCACAGAAAAAGGACUUUCCUCAUGGGAUCCCCGAGUGUGGGACAGAUGCCCUGAGAUUUGCACUCUGCUCCCAUGGAGUCCAUGGGGGCGACGUGUGCCUGUCUGUUUCUGAGGUCCAGAGCUGCCGCCAUUUCUGCAACAAGAUCUGGAAUGCCCUGCGCUUUAUCCUCAAAGUCCUAGGGGAGAAAUUUGUACCACAGCCUGUAGAGGAGCUGUCUCCCUCCUCCUCCAUGGAUGCCUGGAUCCUGAGUCGCCUUGCCCUGACCGCCCAAGAGUGUGAGCGGGGCUUCCUCACCUGUGAGCUCUCGCUCGUCACCCAUACACUGUACCACUUCUGGCUCCACAACCUCUGUGAUGUCUACCUGGAGGCUGUGAAGCCCAGACUGUGGCACUCAUCACAUCCCCCAGAGCCCCCUCAGGUCCUAUACUCCUGCGCUGAUCUUGGCCUCCGCCUCCUGGCCCCGCUGAUGCCCUUCCUGGCUGAAGAGCUCUGGCAGAGGCUGCCUUCCAGGCCUGGCUGCCACCUUGCCCCCAGCAUCUCGGUUGCCCCGUACCCCAGUGGCUGUAGCUUGGAACACUGGCGCCAGCCUGAACUGGAGCGGCACUUCUCCCGGGUCCAGGAAGCCGUGCAGGCACUGAGGGGUCUCCGAGCCAUGUACCAGCUCACCAAAGCCCGGCCUCGAGUGCUGCUGCAGAGCUCAGAGCCUGGUGAGCAGGGCCUCUUCGAGUCCUUCCUGGAGCCCCUGGGCACCCUGAGCCAUUGUGGGGCUGUGAGCCUCUUACCCCCAGGCACAGCAGCUCCUUCUGGCUGGGCCCAGGCUCAACUCAGUGACACAGUUCAGGUCUACAUGGAGCUACAGGGUCUGGUGGACCCCCAGACCCAUCUACCUCUGCUAGCCGCCCGAAGACACAAGUUACAGAAGCAGCUUGAUGGCCUCAUAGCCAGAACUCCAUCAGAAGGGGAGGCAGAGACUCAGAGGCAGCAAAGGCUUUCUUCUCUUCAACUAGAAUUGUCGAGACUGGACAAGGCAGCCUCUCACCUCCGACAACUGAUGGAUGAGUCUCCAACCUCAGGGAGCCCUGAGCUCUAACUCACCAUCCCUGUCAGUUUUCUUCCCUCCCAGACCUGUCUCUGAGGACAGACAGAUUUUUCAGCUGGUAGGGUGUGAUAGGACCUCAGAGACUACAUGGUCCACCACCUUCAUUUUGUAAACGAGAAAACAGACUGGCUUGGUCACAGUUAGUGUGGUGUCCUCGAGGUGCUCACGUUACUGCCUGGCCUCCCUCUUGGGCAGGCCCUGGAAGUUUGGGAAUGAGCAGAUUCAGAUAAACUUUAAAAAUUCCAAA